Messenger RNA from Alosa alosa (allis shad), 1005 nucleotides. It is a transcript of the gene sec11a, whose product is annotated as SEC11 homolog A, signal peptidase complex subunit. Gene Ontology annotation, cellular component: signal peptidase complex; membrane. The transcript has 6 exons. Gene Ontology annotation, molecular function: serine-type endopeptidase activity. The record is from RefSeq and is a predicted model, not a curated record. Bases 154 to 693 code for a protein of 179 amino acids. Lineage: Eukaryota; Metazoa; Chordata; Actinopteri; Clupeiformes; Clupeidae.
UGUCAACACACACCGGAAGAGACUGCAGCACUACCGCUACCUUGCCUGCAAAUCAAUUGUUAUAGUAGCGGGUUUACGUUCCGGUGCAGUGUAAUUUAUUAUUUCAACAGUCGGUUCUAUAAUUAUUGCAGGAAUACUGUUUCCUUUUACAGAAUGCUGUCUUUAGACUUUCUCGAUGAUGUUCGGCGAAUGAAUAAGCGCCAGCUUUACUACCAGGUGUUGAAUUUUGGCAUGAUAGUAUCCUCAGCCUUGAUGAUUUGGAAAGGACUAAUGGUCGUGACUGGCAGUGAAAGUCCGAUUGUUGUAGUUCUCAGUGGUAGCAUGGAGCCUGCAUUUCACCGAGGGGAUCUCUUGUUCCUAACGAAUAGAGUGGAGGAUCCAAUCAGAGUAGGAGAGAUUGUGGUCUUCAGAAUUGAGGGAAGAGAGAUUCCUAUUGUGCACAGGGUGCUGAAAAUCCAUGAGAAGGAGAAUGGAGACAUCAAGUUCUUGACAAAGGGAGACAACAAUUCUGUGGAUGACCGAGGGCUAUACAAGCAAGGCCAACACUGGCUGGAGAAGAAGGAUGUGGUGGGAAGAGCUAGAGGAUUUGUGCCAUAUAUAGGAAUUGUGACCAUUUUGAUGAAUGACUACCCUAAAUUCAAGUAUGCUGUGCUGUGUAUGCUGGGCCUGUUUGUGUUGGUGCAUAGAGAGUGAGGAAUGUCACACAAAAUGCAAAAUAAUGUACUCAUCCAGCCGUCUGCAUUUUUGAAUGGUCUAUUUAAUUUGAUCCAGUAAAUCAUGCACUUGUUACAUGGUUAAAAACGGGAUUUUCUACCACGUUUAGCAGUAUACAAAUAACACGCUGUGAAUGAAAGAUGACAGAAACAGAAAAUUAUGUUAUUUUAAAUAUUAUGAGUUUUAAGUGUGUUCAUUUUGUUCUGUAUACUGCAACUUUAUCUGGUCAUUGUCAAACCUGUUUCAUAAUGAAGAUUUUUGUAUGAAUUAUAAAUAAACAUGUUGAGCCAG